AUGCCUCGUGCCAGUGCCCAUCAGUGCCACAUCAAUGCCACAUAUCAGUGCCUACCAGUGCACAUCAAUGCCACCUAUCAGUGCCAGUCAGUGUCACCUAUCAAUGCCAAUCAGUGCCACCUAUCAGUGCUGCCAAUCAGUGCCACCUAUCAGUGCCAAUCAGUGCCACCUAGAAGUGCCAGUCAGUGCCGCCUAGCAGUGCGGAUCAGUGCCGCAUAUCAGUGCCUGACAGUACUGCCUAUCAGUGCCAGUCAGUGCCGCAUAUCAAUGCCAGUCAGUGCCGCCUAACAGUGCCAGUCAGUGCCGCCUAACAGUGCUAGUCAGUGCUGCCUAUCAGUGCCAGUAAGUGCUGCCUAUCAGUGCCAUAUAUCAGUGCCAUGUAUCAGUGCUGCCUUUCAGUGC
This is a messenger RNA of Staurois parvus, 402 nucleotides long. NCBI's taxonomy places the organism in Eukaryota, Metazoa, Chordata, Amphibia, Anura, Ranidae. The record is from the annotation of a GenBank genome assembly.